AAGUUUCAUCAUGCUCUAUUCGCCUACGAAGCUGUUCUUGUUCUUCCUCUCGUGCAUUGUGCUGUUGUUUGUCAACUACAACACUAGUGGCUUCGUCACCGCAGCAAAUAGCACUGGCUUGAACUACGGCCUCCUCGGAGACAACCUCCCAUCUCCGUCCAAAGUUAUCAACCUUUACAAGUCCAUAGGCAUUAGUAAAAUCAGAAUCUUCGACCCGAACGUGGAGGUCCUUAAUGCUUUACGCGGGAACCGCGAUAUUUCAGUCACUGUUGGCGUUAGGGACCAGGACUUGGCUGCUCUUGCAGCUAGCGAAGAAGCUGUUAAAGGCUGGUUCGCGACUAACAUCGAGCCUUACUUAGCCGACGUCAACAUUGCCGCCAUUACUGUCGGUAAUGAAGUCAUCCCCGGACCGAUCGGUUCUCAAGUGCUUCCAGUCAUGCAGUCUCUCACCAACCUAGUCAAGUCGAGGAAUCUUCCGAUCAUAAUAAGCACCGUGGUGGCUAUGUCGAACCUUGGGCAAUCGUACCCACCUUCUUCAGGAAUGUUCACAUCCCAAGCUCGCGAACAACUUGUUCCCGUGCUGAAACUACUGUCCCAAACAAGUUCGCCCAUACUUGUAAACAUUUACCCAUACUUCCCUUACGCGUCCGACCCAGCAAACAUCCGUCUCGACUAUGCAACCUUCGCCACUGAAGAUAUCGUGGUCCAAGAUGGACCAUUGGGAUAUUCAAACCUGUUUGACGCAAUGUUCGACGCAUUUUUAUGGGCAGUGGAGAAAGAAGGCGUUAAAGAUUUACCCAUGGUGGUGUCUGAAACCGGAUGGCCAUCCGCUGGGAACGGGGAUUUAACUACGCCAGAAAUCGCGGGUACCUAUAAUGGAAAUUUUGUAAAGCAUAUAGCAAGCGGAAAAGGGACGCCUAAGAGACCUAACAAGGGCAUCGAGGGGUUUUUGUUUGCAACGUUUAACGAAAAUCAGAAACAGGUCGGGACUGAACAAAACUUCGGGUUGUACAAUCCUACCGAUAUGAAACCCAUCUACAAGCUAUUUUAGACUCUUCCCAUUCACUAAUGAUAUAGCUAGUUGGCUAUUUAGUAAUAAAUCUGA
Messenger RNA from Camelina sativa (false flax), 1105 nucleotides. Its product is annotated as putative glucan endo-1,3-beta-glucosidase BG4. Gene Ontology annotation, molecular function: hydrolase activity, hydrolyzing O-glycosyl compounds. The record is from RefSeq and is a predicted model, not a curated record. Gene Ontology annotation, biological process: carbohydrate metabolic process. Lineage: Eukaryota; Viridiplantae; Streptophyta; Magnoliopsida; Brassicales; Brassicaceae.